Talaromyces proteolyticus is the source of this 1217-nucleotide messenger RNA. Its product is annotated as RTA1 like protein-domain-containing protein. Bases 126 to 1217 code for a protein of 363 amino acids. Lineage: Eukaryota; Fungi; Ascomycota; Eurotiomycetes; Eurotiales; Trichocomaceae. Gene Ontology annotation, cellular component: plasma membrane; fungal-type vacuole. The record is from RefSeq and is a predicted model, not a curated record. The transcript has 2 exons.
GCCAGAUUUCAUUGUCUAAAAACUCCGAGUAUUCAAUUAAAUGUUAGCGACGAAUACCCCAAGUUUGCUUCACACACUCUUUACCAGGCUCCAAUCCAUUCUCAAGAUAUAAAGUUACAACCCUCAUGGCUCUCGAUCUCAGCCAGGCAGGUGUCAUGACACCAUUCUGGCCUGGCACGAACCUAACAUCCGAGCAUGAUAAUCAAUGCUAUGGAAAUGUAACCUUGUGUUUGAAUAACGAUAUUCUCUGCACUCUAUCGACCUGCGAUCUCACUCUGGCACACUUUACAUAUAUCCCGAAUUUGGGUGGGAAUGCUUUCCUAGCCGCGCUAUUCGGCGUGUGUGCUCUGGUGCAGCUCGGUCUUGGUGUCCGUUACAAGACCUGGGGUUUUCUUAUAGCUGCUAUUUGCGGUUUGGCCCUGGAGGUAAUUGGAUAUGCAGGCAGGAUUAUGAUUCACCAGAAUCCGUUCGACAAGAACAAUUUCUUGAUUUAUCUUGUGUGUCUGACGAUCGCACCGGCUUUUCUUUCUGCUUGUAUCUAUCUUUGCCUGGCCCGCAUCGUUGUGGUCUAUGGUGAGGAUAUUAGUCGCUUUAGGCCUCGGUUCUACACCAUUGUCUUUUGCACUUGCGACUUUAUUUCUCUCCUUCUGCAGGCCAUUGGCGGUGCGAUCGCAUCUAUCGCUAACGACUACGCAACCUCUCAGAUGGGUAUCCAUAUUAUGAUUGCCGGUCUCUCGUUCCAGGUCUUUUCUCUCGUGCUUUUCAUUGUCCUUUGCGGCGACUUUGCAAUGCGUGUUUGGCACAGCCCUUUUCACUGGGAUAUGACCCACAAAGAGCUUUUCGAAAGCGCCGUCUUCAAAUACUUCCUCGGUGGCCUGGCCCUCAGUACUUUGACGAUAACGAUACGAUCCUGCUUUCGUGUGGCUGAACUGUCUGGCGGUUUCCACGGGUCUCUGGCCAAUAACCAGUCUACCUUCAUGGCCCUCGAGGGUGCCAUGAUCGGGAUAGCAUCAGUGUGCUUUACGUCUCUCCAUCCUGGCAUCGGCUUCCGAGGAACUUGGGCCGAUGCGAACUUCAGUUUCUUUCGCGCGAAGAAACGAAUUGUCGAUGCAGAAACAGAAACGGAAUUGGAAACGAAGGUACCCUCAUCAUCAACAUCGGAGGCUUUUCAGAACCCAAAUGAUUUGGAGAUACCAGGUAGACAGUCGACACCAUGA